Messenger RNA from Papaver somniferum (opium poppy), 723 nucleotides. RefSeq lists its product as uncharacterized. The record is from RefSeq and is a predicted model, not a curated record. Lineage: Eukaryota; Viridiplantae; Streptophyta; Magnoliopsida; Ranunculales; Papaveraceae. Bases 1 to 723 code for a protein of 240 amino acids. The transcript is spliced from 4 exons.
AUGAAUGUUAAAUUAAGUGAUGCGAAUUCGAAGCCCGUUCUUGAUUUGUUUUACAAAGCUGUGUACUCUUACACGCCAGCAAACUUUGAAGAAGCUUUGAGGGGAAUACAUGCAAUUGGAGAUGGACAUGUUGCUAACUAUAUCAGAACUAUUCCAAAGGAGAAAUGGGAAAAUGAGUUUUUCCCUGUAUGCAGAUAUGGUGCUCACUCUUUAACUCUUGCCGAGUCCAUUAACAACUGGGUUCUUCCUUUCAAAAAGUUGCCUGCUUUUGUUCUUCUCGAUGCGGUACGUUUGAAGGUUAUGGAGCAAAUAUCUGAGAGAAGGAUACUAGGUCUGGAAACAUUCAACACUAGGCUCACUCCUGAAUAUGAGGCUUUACUAAAGGAAAACAUCGACAUUGGUCGUACUUGGACUGUUGUUCAGUCCAUGGAAAGAUUGUAUGAAGUCAGGUGGCGAGUGAAUGGUUUUCCUUGUGCGCAUGCUUGUGCUGCCAUUCAAGCUACUAGAGAAGACAUCUAUUCAUUUGUUGAGCCAUACUUCACCACCGAAUGGUACAACAUGACAUACCAGGAGAUCAUCUUUCCAAUCCCCAAUUAUGACAAGCCGCAGUCUUAUGAUCCUAGUGAUAGGGUUAUUGUUCCUAUUCAUGUUCCUCCACCAGGUAGACGAAGAACACAGCGCUUCAAGAAUGCAUAUGAAAAGAAAAAGAGGAAAAUGAUGUGA